This is a messenger RNA of Bufo gargarizans (Asiatic toad), 939 nucleotides long. RefSeq names its product olfactory receptor class A-like protein 1. Lineage: Eukaryota; Metazoa; Chordata; Amphibia; Anura; Bufonidae. The transcript has a single exon. Gene Ontology annotation, cellular component: membrane. Bases 1 to 939 code for a protein of 312 amino acids. The record is from RefSeq and is a predicted model, not a curated record. Gene Ontology annotation, molecular function: pheromone receptor activity. Gene Ontology annotation, biological process: G protein-coupled receptor signaling pathway.
AUGGAUCUUUGCAUUAUCAUUAAAGGAAUGUCAUUUUUUCUCCAGACAAGUGUCGGUAUAAUAAGUAAUUGUGUCAUUUUACUGUCCUAUGCAACCAUACUCUACAGUAAAUGCAAACUCAUGCCGGUUGACAUAGUUCUUUCCCAUUUAGCCUUUGUUAACAUGAUGGUUCUGCUAACACGAGGAGUUCCACAGACAAUGACGGUUUUUGGAAUAAACCAUGUGCUGAAUGAUGUUUUUUGCAAAGUUAUUGUGUAUAUUUACAGGAUUGUGCGCGCAUUGUCUGUAUGUGUGACCUGUCUGCUGACUGUACUACAAGCUGUUACUAUCUCCCCUAAUAUAAGAUGGUCCUUUGUCAAGCUGAAAGACAUGAAAUUCUUGAGUCUAUCCCUAGUUUCUCUCUGGGUGAUAAAUAUGGCUGUGUGUAUAGCAGCGCCAUUUUUUUCUGCUCUACCAAGAAAUGUCAGCAUUCCUAGUUUCACCUUAAACCUUGGAUUUUGUUAUGUCUAUUUUCCUGAUCAGAUGAGCUACAUUUUCAAUGGCUUUGCAGUAUCUUUCAGAGAUUUUGCUUUUGUUGCAAUUAUGGUUUUUACCAGUUAUUUCAUUUUACGGACUCUGUACAGACAUCGUAAACAAGUUCAGGGCAUCAGAAGACAAAAUGGUGACCGAAACCUGACUGCUGAAACAAAGGCUGCUCAAGAUGUGCUGAGGCUGGUACUGCUGUACGUUAUCUUCUUUGGGAUAGACAAUAUAAUAUGGAUAUACAUGCUGACUGUGUCACAAGUACCUUCAACAAUUACAGACAUGAGAGUUUUCUUCUCAUCCUGCUAUGCUUCAUUGAGUCCCAUUUUGAUCAUUUUCUCCAAUCGAAAAAUUCAGAAUGGCAUAAAGUGUGCAAUGAAGCAGAAAACAGUGGAGGUUUAUGUAUGCCAAAUAUAG